This is a messenger RNA of Gossypium arboreum, 785 nucleotides long. RefSeq names its product protein EPIDERMAL PATTERNING FACTOR 2-like. Gene Ontology annotation, biological process: guard cell differentiation; stomatal complex development. The record is from RefSeq and is a predicted model, not a curated record. NCBI's taxonomy places the organism in Eukaryota, Viridiplantae, Streptophyta, Magnoliopsida, Malvales, Malvaceae. The coding region runs from base 79 to 438 and encodes 119 amino acids. The transcript is spliced from 3 exons.
GGUCUUUUUAUGUUUUGUCUUUCCUUGUAAGUUUCUCAAAUUUGUGUAGUUUCAUGUACCAAUAAUAACAAAAGAAACAUGAAGAUCCUGUCUCUUGGAGUUGUUGCACGUCUAUUGGCCGUUGUUAUCUUGUUCAUGUUUUGCCUAUCCUCUGAAAGCCUUCGGGUGCCACCUCAUCAUGCAGCCGGCAUCCAUGGGGAAGCUACCAAGUUUGGAGAUGAAACACAAAUGAACUCUAAGGAAGGAGGGGUAAAGGAAGAGUUAGGGAUGGAGUUAUACCCGACAGGGUCGAGCUUGCCGGAUUGUUCCCACGCUUGUGGGCCUUGCUUUCCAUGCAAGAGGGUGAUGGUUAGCUUCAAGUGCUCCAUGGCUGAGUCCUGCCCGGUUGUUUAUAGAUGCAUGUGUAAAGGCAAAUACUACCAUGUGCCUUCCAACUGACGGACUACAUAUAUUAAUCUGCGGGUAUGCAUGCAAUUUGUUUAGUGAUGAAGAAAUUGGAGAUCAAUCAAGGAUUAAUGAUGACUAGUUGAUGCUCUUUUUGUUGCAUUUGAAGAUGAAAUUCAGAAAGGGAAAGCUUGUAAAUUGUGGAAUUGAGUGUUUUGGUUGUUCUAGUUCAUUUAAUCAGUUAGUAGACUGAUAUUUAUUUUUGUACUCCUUGUAGCAUUUAAGCCUUUCUUUUUUCUUACAUAGUCAGUAGAAUAUGAAAUUCCUAGUGUUUUAGCAAUUUGCUUUAGCAACUGUACUGUGAUCUUUUCCUUUUUAAUAUCAGCUAUCUAUAUUUAGUA